CUGUAGCUCACUGAGUGAAAGCAUUUCUGCAGCUUCACGGGGAUAACUUGCCGAGAUUGAUCAUAACGAUAGGGUAACGCCCAUUCGCAGUGCUUCAGUCAGUGCAUCGUAGCGUGUUAGUUCCACCUCUCAGUAAGUUUCUAGGCCGCGGCGUCGAAAGAGCUAAAUUAGAACUUCAAGUAUUCGAUAUUUUUACGUUAGCUCGCAUUAGAACUUGUCAGCAUCAGAACCGCGAAUCGUGCCGCCACCCUUCAUUUUCCUUAACACGCGCGUCCACCAUGCUCUCGCCUUUCCGCCUCGGCCGUGGCGGGCGGCUGGCCGUUCUCCUGGCGUGCGUGGCGGUGUGGCUGUCAGCGCUGUCGCGCGUGCGCGCGGCGGACACGUUUUUCUGCCAGGAGCUGGUGAAGGAGACGGUGGGCGCGUGCCCCGACGUGCAGACGAGCAACACCUUCAUGGCCGAGUUCUUCCAGGGCACGUGGUACGAGAUCGGGUCGACGGCGGAGUCGAAGCUGGAGGUGAGCGGCGAGCUGGGCAUGUCGUGCGUCACCUACAACUUCGUCUUCAAGGGCAUCAACCGCAACCUCAACAGGUUCAGCGUGGUGAAGCGCGGUAUCCGCCUGACCACCCCCGCGCGCCAGACGCAAAUCCAGGGCAUAUCCAAGUCCGCACUCGCCGUGCGCGACCACCUGCGCUCAGCCUGCGCCGCCAUCGCGCGCCCCCCCGCGCAGGGCAGUUCCGCCACGCUGCAAGUGAGCAACGCGCAGCAGACGCUAUCGUGGGCGGAGCUCCCGAACGACGUGGAGUCGGACGUGACGGUGGCGCUGCAAGACAUCACCGACUCCAUGGCGCAGGUCUCCGCGCGCGCGGAGCGCGCGUAUAAUCUGUUAGCCCGGAUCCAGCAGGUGAACGCGCAGCUGAGCCAGAUGGACCGCGCGUUCUUCCUGUGGCAGACGAAGCAGAAGCUGGUGCGCGCCGUGCAGCAGCUGCAGCGCGAAGCCACGGCCAUCAACAAGGCGCGCGUGAGCAUCAUGAAGUCGGCGCAGAUCGCCACCAAGCGCGUCAACAAGGUCGAGAACAAGCUCGGCAACCUGCGCGGCAAGCAGACGCUGCUGCUCAAUCUGAACGACAUCAUCGGACUGACGCGCAACGUGAGCGGGUUCGGGCGCGCAACGGGCCGCAUGGGCGCGGCGACGGCGUCGAUGCGGCCGAUGGCGGGGCUCAUGUUCGCCAACCCGCUCGCCAUGCGCUUCUCCUACUCCGCCAUCGGCGCCGUCACACAAGUCGAAGCCUCGCAGGUGGGCAAGAUGCAGGUGACGUACGGCAACGGGCAGGGCGUGGUGGAGAACAUGUGGGUGGCGGGGCUGUGGGGCAACCAGGCCAUGUCCAACGCAUACAGCAUGGCGCUCAUCUACUCGUGCUUCGUGCCGCCGGCUAACGUGGGCUCGGGGAGAACAAGCCAGAUAUCUUUUCGCAUUCUAUCCCGCACGCCGUCUGUUUCUCAAGCGGACGUUGACUCGGCGUUGCAAUUGUUGGAGCAGCAGGGCGUUCCAAUGGGUGGACCGAACCCUUACGUUCCAACUUUUCAAGUGAAGAACCAAUGUAUCGCCAGCUGGCGAGGUAGAAGCUGAUGUGAAAGAGAGAGCUAACUGCAUAACCAACAACGUACCACAUCUUAUACCAAGGUUGUGGUUCGCUUCGCCACCCUAUUCUUUGAGCUAUACAAGAGAGAGAUGCUUGAAACCUCUCACUGAGGUGAAAAUUGCGAAGCUCCUACCGGUAUGCUAGUACAUUAUUUGUGAGAUUUUAUAGGUAUUUAACUAGCGGUUGUAAAUUGUCACUAUUUUCAUAUGUUCCAUUGGUAAU
Molecule: messenger RNA, 1863 nt
Organism: Closterium sp. NIES-67
Lineage: Eukaryota; Viridiplantae; Streptophyta; Zygnematophyceae; Desmidiales; Closteriaceae
Source: the annotation of a GenBank genome assembly